Molecule: messenger RNA, 1551 nt
Organism: Panicum hallii
Lineage: Eukaryota; Viridiplantae; Streptophyta; Magnoliopsida; Poales; Poaceae
Product: lipoyl synthase 1, chloroplastic
Exons: 7
Coding region: 190-1284 (364 amino acids)
Biological process (GO): lipoate biosynthetic process
Cellular component (GO): chloroplast; mitochondrion
Molecular function (GO): lipoate synthase activity; 4 iron, 4 sulfur cluster binding
Source: RefSeq, a predicted model, not a curated record
CCAAUAUUUGGUUCCCAUUUUACCCCUGCCUUCCGAAACCAUCCAGUUGGUUCGCCCCCGAACCAGGGGUAAAACGGCGACACUAAAACCUCUCGCAUCGCUCGCUUCGAACCCAUCGCCACCGCGGCCGCUACGCCCCACACCACCACGAGGCCGCGAAAUCCGGCGCCCCCGAUUCCGCCGGCCGCGAUGCAGAGCUCGCUCGCGCGGCCGCUGCGUCCCCCGGUAUGGGCUGGUCGCGGUGGGAGCGGCGACCCGCGCGUCUCGGCCUCCGUGGUGCGGUGCCGCGCCGAGGCGGCGCCGCCGGUGGGCACGGCGGCUAGGGCGCCGGUGGGGCCGUACACCGGGAGGGACCCCGAGGUGAAGAAGCCCGCGUGGCUGCGGCAGCGGGCCGCGCAGGGGGAGAAGUACGCGCGCCUGCGGGAGUCCAUCGGCGAGCUCAAGCUCAACACCGUCUGUGUCGAGGCGCAGUGCCCCAACAUCGGCGAGUGUUGGAACGGAGGCGGAGGAGCCGGCGGGGAAGGGGACGGCAUUGCGACGGCUACGAUCAUGGUGCUCGGCGACACUUGCACGCGCGGCUGCCGGUUCUGUGCUGUGAAGACCAGCAACAAGCCGCCGCCCCCUGAUCCCCUGGAGCCUCUGAACACGGCUUUGGCUGUUGCAAGCUGGGGAGUAGAUUAUGUUGUGCUGACCAGUGUUGAUAGAGAUGACUUGCCUGAUGGUGGAAGUAGCCAUUUUGCUCAGACAGUGAAAGCUUUAAAGGAGCUCAAACCUGGGAUACUGGUGGAGUGCUUAACCUCAGACUUCCGAGGUGACCUGGAGGCUGUCUCAUCUUUAGCAAACUCCGGUCUAGAUGUCUAUGCGCACAACAUUGAAACAGUGCGGAGUCUACAGCGAAUUGUGAGGGAUCCUCGAGCAGGAUAUGAACAGAGCAUGGCAGUUCUCAAGCAUGCAAAAAGUUGCAGGGAGGGCAUGAUUACAAAGUCUUCAAUCAUGCUUGGUCUUGGAGAGACUGAUGAGGAGGUUAGACAAACCAUGAUGGACUUACGGGCCAUUGGUGUUGAUAUUCUUACUUUGGGCCAGUAUUUACAGCCAACAGAAAGGCAUUUAACAGUAAGAGAGUAUGUGACUCCUGAGAAGUUCCAGUUUUGGAAGGAGUAUGGAGAAUCGGUGGGUUUCCGUUAUGUUGCCAGCGGACCCUUGGUUCGGUCUUCAUACCGUGCAGGAGAGCUCUUUGUCCAAAAUUUGGUCAGAAAUAGCAAAACUGUGUCUUCCUCAUCUUAGCCAAAUAUCUUCUGCAGAAGCAAUCCAUGGGAUCCUUACAUACUGGAUGUUAAGAGCGGCAAAACAAAAGUAGGAUGGCAAAAUCAUUCGAUUCUUCUGAAAGCUGAGCCUGGCUUUUGUUUUCUUUUCUUUCCGGAUGUUGCAUACACACUUUUGCUCUCUGCUGUAUGUAGUUGCCCCUGGAUAGAGAAAAACGAGGAUACCAAAUCUUUUCUGUAUCAUUUACUUUGACACCAUAUAUGAAAAGCUGUUCGAAAAUGGUCCAGA